Sabethes cyaneus is the source of this 1667-nucleotide messenger RNA. It is a transcript of the gene Prp31, whose product is annotated as U4/U6 small nuclear ribonucleoprotein Prp31. The coding region runs from base 75 to 1604 and encodes 509 amino acids. Gene Ontology annotation, biological process: mRNA splicing, via spliceosome; spliceosomal tri-snRNP complex assembly. The transcript has 5 exons. NCBI's taxonomy places the organism in Eukaryota, Metazoa, Arthropoda, Insecta, Diptera, Culicidae. Gene Ontology annotation, cellular component: U4/U6 x U5 tri-snRNP complex; U4 snRNP; precatalytic spliceosome. The record is from RefSeq and is a predicted model, not a curated record.
UUUGUGCAGCAGUUUUCCAAAGAACAUAAAGUAUUUUAUUCAAUUUAAAGAGUGAGCCAUAAAUCUCUACCGAUAUGUCUCUAGCCGAUGAACUAUUAGCUGAUCUGGAAGAUGAUAACGAUGAUUCCGAAGAACUGGCUGAUAUUAAGCAGGAAUCGCAGGAAGGAGAGGGCGAUCAACCGCUCUCCGGUGGUGAGGAGGAUGCCAUCAUUAUGGACGUUAAAGAUGAACCGAUGGAGGUCGAUGUGAAGGUAGCGUCCAUUCGGGAAAUAUGUAAACUUCGAGACUCCGACCGGCUGUCGAAGGUUUUGUCACAAAUAGCUAUGUUUGCUAAAAACCCUCGCAAGACAUCCGAGAUGAUAGGAAACGUCGAGUCCGAUCCGGAGUAUCAGCUGAUCGUCGAAGCCAACAACAUUGCUGUGGAAGUCGAUAGUGAGAUCUCCAUCAUACACAAGUUUGUGAAAGAUAAGUAUCAAAAGCGAUUUCCUGAAUUAGAUUCUUUGAUUAUGGUGGAGAUGGAUUACAUUCGAAGCGUUCGGGAAUUGGGAAAUGAUCUGGACCAAGCAAAGAACAACGAGCGACUUCAAGAAAUUUUAACACAGGCUACUAUAAUGAUAGUAUCGGUUACAGCUUCUACUACUCAAGGCACCCGCCUGGAUUCCCAUGAGUUGCGGCAGAUUUAUGAGGCUUGCGAUAUGGCAGUGGAAUUAAGCAACUUCAAAAAUCAAAUUUUUGACUAUGUCGAAAGUAGAAUGACUUUCAUCGCUCCUAAUUUAUCGAUAAUCGUAGGCGCAUCAACAGCCGCGAAGCUAGUUGGAUUGGCUGGUGGUUUGACUAAACUUUCAAAGAUGCCAGCAUGCAACGUGCUAGUUUUAGGAGCACAGAAAAAGACAUUAUCUGGAUUUUCUAAAGUUGCCAUGCUCCCGCACACCGGCUAUGUGUACUAUUCGGAUAUUGUGCAAGACACUCCACCGGAUUUACGUAGGAAAGCUGCACGCUUAGUGGCCUGUAAAAGUACGUUAGCGGCGCGGGUUGAUGCUAGCCAUGCAAGCCACAACGGUGCAGUUGGUCAGCGGUUUCGCGAAGACAUCGAGAAAAAACUGGAUAAACUGCAGGAACCUCCACCGGUGAAAUUUAUCAAGCCACUCCCGAAACCGAUUGAAGGUGGCAAAAAGAAACGCGGAGGUAAACGGGUGCGAAAAAUGAAGGAACGCUAUGCGAUUACCGAGUUCCGCAAGCAAGCCAAUCGUAUGAACUUUGGAGAUAUCGAUGAGGAUGCAUAUCAGGAUGAUCUGGGAUACACUCGUGGUACGAUUGGUAAAACAGGCACCGGACGCAUUCGAUUGCCACAGAUAGACGAAAAGACCAAAGUUCGCAUCAGUAAAACUCUGCAAAAGAACCUCCAGAAGCAGCAGCAGGUGUGGGGUGGCAGCACUACCGUCAAGAAGCAAAUAUCCGGAACUGCGUCCAGUGUUGCAUUCACUCCACUGCAAGGUUUGGAGAUUGUCAAUCCUCAGGCCGCCGAGAAACCGGUAAGCGAGAGUUCUGCAAAAUAUUUUUCAAACACUUCCGGUUUUCUAUCGGUUGGUAAGAAAACAACGUGAAACGGCUUUCGGAAUGUUAGAAUAGGUGUACCGAAAGUAAGCAUGUUUUUUUUAAUCGAAUAA